AUGACACUCAGUAAUAUAUCGGUAUCCAUACAUAGCCCAAGUUGUUCAUCGGUGGGCACACAAUGUUCACCGCCGCCAGUAUACGAAAAUUUGGAGAAUUACGGGUGUUAUGCAGACUGUUCACUGAAGUCCGCCUGUUCACACAGCAAUGGACAGUACCAACCGGUAUGUACAGUCAACGAUAAUCCGAUUUAUAAGGGAACAACACCGACUAAUGAUACUUACGAUCCGUCAUUAAGUUCAUCGGACGGUAGCCAUCGGCUAAAAUAUGAUACAAUGGAGACAAGCAUGUAA
Messenger RNA from Enterobius vermicularis (human pinworm), 294 nucleotides. Lineage: Eukaryota; Metazoa; Nematoda; Chromadorea; Rhabditida; Oxyuridae. The record is from the annotation of a GenBank genome assembly.